AUGGAUUUAAAUAUUAGAGCACGAAGCUCAUGGUUUUGAAGAGUAAAUCAUUUCUUCCGAGUCUUGAGUGUCUUUCAAGUCACACCACAUAUAGACGAGACUCUUUUAUUUCCCCAAAAACUCUCUCUUUCUUUACACACAAAAGCAUAUGAGAGACCUCCAGAAAUAUGAUUGCAGUGCUCUCUUGCUCAACCUUACCACCCCCAGCCUCAACAAGGCCCAGAGGCGUUGGCGUUUUGCCUAUGCUGCCAUCUACUCUGUGAGGGCUAUGCUCUCUCUCGUUAAGGAGAUGGUUCCCGCAAGGAUUGAUCCUAAAAUAUCUGAUGAAUCCCUCUCUCUCUCCUACACAGACCUCGAGUCCACUGAUGGAGCAAAGAUCAACUCUAUGCCUCUCUCUUACGUGCCUGACAUCGAUCAUGAGCGACUUGUGGAGAUCAUGAAGGGUAAGGACUUACCUGGCAUCCAAGCGCUGGGUGGCGUUGCUGGUGUCGCUACUUCCCUAAGGACAAACGCAACCAAAGGGAUCCAUGGGAAUGAGCAAGAAAUCAGCAGACUUCGUGACCUCUUUGGCUCUAACACCUACCAUAAGCCACCGCCUAAAGGACUUUUCUUCUUCGUGUAUGAAGCUUUCAAAGACCUAACCAUCUUGAUCUUGUUGGUCUGUGCCACUCUCGCCCUUGGCUUCGGGAUCAAAGAACACGGCAUCAAAGAAGGUUGGUACGAAGGCGGAAGCAUCUUCGUAGCAGUCUUCUUGGUCAUAGUUGUCUCUGCUCUCAGCAACUUCAGGCAGGAAAGACAGUUCGACAAGCUGUCCAAGAUAAGCAAUAAUAUCAAAGUGGAAGUCCUUAGAGACAGCAGGCGGCAACAUAUCUCCAUCUUUGACGUUGUUGUUGGUGAUGUUGUCUUCUUGAAGAUUGGAGAUCAGAUUCCAGCUGAUGGUCUGUUCUUGGAUGGGCAUUCACUUCAGGUGGACGAGUCUAGUAUGACCGGAGAGAGUGACCAUCUCGAAGUUGAUCUCAAGGAUAAUCCCUUCUUGUUCUCUGGCACGAAGAUAGUUGACGGGUUUGCCCAGAUGCUGGUUGUCUCCGUGGGUAUGAGCACAACCUGGGGACAGACGAUGAGCUCCAUAAACCAAGAUUCUAGCGAGAGAACACCUUUGCAGGUCCGUCUGGACACGCUGACCUCCACCAUAGGGAAAGUUGGUCUUACAGUGGCUGCACUUGUCCUGGUGGUGUUACUAGUCCGUUACUUCACAGGGAACACAGAGAAAGAGGGUAAAAGAGAAUACAACGGGAGCAAAACACCUAUUGAUACUGUGGUUAAUUCCGUGGUGCGAAUCGUGGCAGCUGCUGUCACCAUUGUCGUUGUGGCUAUCCCGGAAGGCUUGCCAUUGGCUGUGACUCUGACGCUGGCUUACUCCAUGAAAAGAAUGAUGUCUGAUCAAGCUAUGGUCAGAAAGCUCUCGGCGUGUGAGACAAUGGGCUCAGCGACAGUGAUAUGCACAGACAAAACAGGCACUUUAACACUGAACGAGAUGAAGGUAACCAAGUUUUGGCUUGGCCAAGAGUCAAUCCAUGAAGACUCUACCAAGAUGAUCUCAUCUGACGUUCUCAAUCUGCUUUACCAAGGCACCGGUCUAAACACGACGGGAAGCGUCUGUGUGUCAGACUCAGGAUCAACGCCUGAGUUCUCGGGCAGUCCAACAGAGAAGGCUCUUUUGUCUUGGACUGUGCUAAAUCUGGGUAUGGAUAUGGAGUCAGUGAAGCAGAAACACGAUGUUCUCCGCGUAGAGACUUUCAACUCAGCAAAAAAACGAAGUGGAGUUUUGGUCCGAAGAAAAGCUGACUAUACAGUUCAUGUACACUGGAAAGGAGCCGCUGAAAUGGUCCUAGCUAUGUGUUCUCACUACUACACGAGCACUGGGUCUGUUGACUUAUUGGACUCCACCGCAAAGAACAGAAUUGAGGCAAUAAUUCAAGGUAUGGCGGCCAGUAGCCUGAGAUGCAUAGCAUUCGCCCAUAAAGUAUCGUCAAACGACUCGGGAUUAGAGGAAGAUGGCUUGAACUUGAUGGGAAUAGUGGGUCUGAAAGAUCCAUGUCGUCCUGGUGUCUCAAAAGCUGUUGAAACUUGCAAACUAGCGGGGGUCACCAUCAAGAUGAUAACGGGAGAUAAUGUUUUCACUGCAAAAGCGAUAGCGUUUGAAUGUGGAAUCCUGGACCACAAUGACGAAGAUGAAGAAGAGGCUGUUGUAGAAGGUGUUCAGUUCAGAAACUAUACAGACGAAGAGAGAAUGCAGAAAGUUGAGAAGAUCCGGGUCAUGGCAAGGUCAUCUCCCUCCGACAAGCUUCUAAUGGUCAAAUGUCUGAGACUUAAAGGCCACGUGGUAGCCGUCACAGGGGAUGGCACCAAUGAUGCACCUGCACUCAAAGAAGCAGAUAUUGGACUGUCUAUGGGAAUUCAGGGCACUGAAGUGGCGAAAGAAAGUUCGGACAUUGUCAUUUUAGAUGAUAACUUCACAUCCGUUGCUACAGUCUUAAAAUGGGGGAGGUGUGUCUACAACAAUAUCCAAAAAUUCAUACAGUUUCAGCUAACGGUGAACGUUGCAGCUCUUGUGAUCAAUUUCAUCGCAGCAGUUUCAGCCGGUGAGGUCCCUUUGACCGCAGUUCAACUGUUGUGGGUAAACCUCAUCAUGGACACUCUGGGAGCUCUGGCUCUCGCCACCGAGCGACCCACCAACGAGCUCCUGAAGCGAAAGCCAGUUGGCCGAACAGAGGUCCUGAUAACAAAUGUCAUGUGGAGAAAUCUCUUGGUUCAGUCAUUAUAUCAAAUAGCCAUACUCUUGAUCUUGCAAUUUAAGGGUAUGUCUAUAUUCAACGUGCCCAAGGAAGUGAAGAACACACUCAUAUUCAACACUUUCGUGCUCUGUCAAGUUUUCAACGAAUUCAAUGCAAGGGAGAUGGAGAAGAAAAAUGUAUUCAAAGGACUUCAUAGAAACAGGUUGUUCAUUGGAAUCAUAGCGAUCACUAUCGUGCUUCAAGUCAUUAUGGUGGAAUUCCUAAAGAAGUUUGCGGACACAGUAAGGCUUAACGGGUGGCAAUGGGGAACUUGCAUAGCAAUUGCAUCUCUUUCAUGGCCCAUUGGAUUUUUCGCAAAAUUCAUUCCCGUUUCUGAGACACCGUUCCUCAGUUACUUUAAGAAUCCAAGAUCCUUAUUUAAGGGUUCAAGAAGCUCAUCUCUCAAGAAACCUUGAGAAGCCUACCAUAGUAGAAGCUUACCAGUUUAUAAGAUUCAAAUUCAUUAGGUGAAACUUUGAUGGUUGCCCACCAAGAGGUGCAUUUACGAGGUUAUGGCCACUGACUUCUAAGUUCUUUCAAACUGCUGCAACAAGGUGGCUUUCCAGUUCACUUUUAUAGAAACAUUAAGCAAGAUUACUAGGUUGGUUUAAGAAGAUAUCUGGAUGGCUUAAGAAAACUGAAGGAAAAACAAUAGUGCGAGUUUGAAUUUCGGCCUACCCAUUGGUGGGUAGUAAGACUAGCCUUGGUUUAUCUGCUGUACAAUGGAAGGGUAUAUUACACCGUUUGUACUUUUAAAACUAAACAAGUAGGAAAGUUUUGUCUUGAGGUGAGGGUUACAUACAUACAGCGUGCAAGGUAGAGUUUGUCUGGUAAUGUUUGGGUGAAUAUGUGAGAGAGAGACCAGUUUGGUUUUGUACAGUUUUCCUUUUUCUUAAGACGUUUGGCUUAUAAAUUCUACUA
Messenger RNA from Camelina sativa (false flax), 3755 nucleotides. RefSeq names its product calcium-transporting ATPase 12, plasma membrane-type. Gene Ontology annotation, cellular component: intracellular membrane-bounded organelle; plasma membrane. Gene Ontology annotation, biological process: calcium ion transmembrane transport. The record is from RefSeq and is a predicted model, not a curated record. Gene Ontology annotation, molecular function: ATP hydrolysis activity; P-type calcium transporter activity; ATP binding. NCBI's taxonomy places the organism in Eukaryota, Viridiplantae, Streptophyta, Magnoliopsida, Brassicales, Brassicaceae.